Messenger RNA from Branchiostoma floridae (Florida lancelet), 2798 nucleotides. RefSeq names its product WD repeat-containing protein 44-like. Lineage: Eukaryota; Metazoa; Chordata; Leptocardii; Amphioxiformes; Branchiostomatidae. Gene Ontology annotation, molecular function: protein binding. The record is from RefSeq and is a predicted model, not a curated record.
GAAUUUAAUGAACUCUCGUUCUAUGCGAGACUUGCAAACCAAAUAUGGCUGCCAGGGAUGGAAGAUUAGCCAAUCUUGUCAACACUUUGUGUCGAAAUAACCGUUUUUCUCCACAGUUCUAACUGCCCGUGAACACCUAAAAGUCGCUCGUAGACCGGAAAACCUGUAGGGAUCCAAAAUGUCGUCGGAAAGUGAUGAUGAGGAGUUCUACGACGCGAAGGAAAACGUUUCCCUGACGCAAAGUCCAGCACAGAGGGCUCAACAGAAAGUGGGUGGUGCUCAAGGCCCUGAAGGUCCUCAGCUGUCAAAAAAACAGGAAGAACAGAAUGAACUUGCCAGAAAGGAAGAAGACAGAAAAGCUAAGGAAGAAGAGGAGAGGAAGAGAAAGGAAGAGGAAGAAAGAAAGAAGCGAGAACAGGAGGAAUUGGAAAAGCAAUUGGAGGAAAAUGAAAGGAGAAGAAAACGUCUGCUUGCCAUGAGAAGACAGAUAGAAGAGGAAGAAGAGCAUGCAGGAGACAGUCCCCAACCGGAUGAAACCGGUUCUGAAGAGGCUCCCGAUGACGCUAAACCAGUUCAAACCAGUGAGGAACCUCCUGAAACUACUUUGGACCCAGAAACAAAACCGGAUCCUGUGGAGAAGGAUACAAGUGAAGAAUGUGUCCCAAGCCCGACACCAAGCCCUACUCCAAGUCCCACCCCAGAAGCAGGGGACGGCUUCAAAACAACAAAAGACAUCUCCGAAAUGCAAGCAGAUUCUGAAGUAGAAACUAUCCUUGAGCAAAAAGUUGAAAAAGAGAAAGAAAACUCCAAGGAGAUAUUGAAGUCAACAGACAAAGAAGAAAAGGUUGAAGACGAACCCAAGACAAUGACUGUAGAACCAGACAUAGUUGCUAGUACUAAACCUGACAUUGUAGCAGUGAGUAAGGAGAGACCUGGUAGUCUUAAGGUGCCUCCACCACGCCCUCCUCCUCCCGUGGCCCCGCCCAGAAGACAGAAGAAGAAAUCAGCAAAUGAAACCCCAGAGAAUGAAGCCCAAGAAACUCCUACCAAGUCUUCCCUUGUUGAAGGAGGGAAGGAUGAACCCAAGGGUCUCCUUACUCCAACAUCUGAGGCUAUUGAGAGUCUAACUAAGGAGUUAGAGAGGUCACUGGACAUGAAGGGUGCAACCAGUGGGUCCACCUUGGUCAAAAUUCAGCAUGAUGAUGAGUCCACCAAGGCAGAGCCGACCCCUCCCACCUCCCCUGUGGGCAACAAGGCUGAGACGAGUUUCAAACCCGCAGAGGAGGCUAGUGCCGCUGUAGGGGAGAAGGAGAGCCCCGCCUUACCUCGUCUCAGGUCCGCGUCUGGACGACCGCUCACUGAUGAGGAAAUCUUGGAGCAGGUGAUGAUUAAGAACCUGGAUACGGGAGAGCUGGUUCCGUUGAGUCAAGCUGAGGACAAGCUGCCCAAAUGUAUGAACCCCCUGUCCUUACACAUCAUCAGGAGGACCAAGGAGUAUGUCAGUAACAACAGCCUGAACAAGGAUGACUCAGACACAGAGAGUGUGGAGGGGCAAGCUGACAGAGGGAAGACCAUGCACCAGGCUGAGGAGAAGUUAAAGAAGGGAACGAAGCAACUCAAGAAGCUGUUUGGAAAAGCCGUGGAAAAGUCGGUUAGUAAGAUCAAGGAGAUCAAAGAUGAGGUGUUUGCCGGAGAAGACAGCUCCUCUAGCGAUGAUGAAACAGAUACCAGAACCAUCAAGAUCAAGUCUUCCUCCAGUAAUAAGGGUCCGUAUGAGUUUGACCAGCUCAGACUGGUACAGGACCUGAGUGGUGAACACACGGGUGCUGUCUGGACAAUGAAGUUUUCCUGUUGUGGAAGAUUGUUGGCUACUGCAGGACAGGACAAUAUCUUGAGAGUGUGGGUGCUGAAGGGGGCACAUGUCUAUUUUGACGAGAUGAGACACAAGUACGCCAUGGAAGCCAGGGCAUCCCCGUCCCCUUCCCAAGAAAGUCUGUCUUCUUCUCAAUCCCACAGCCAGACUGGAUCAGGCACUCCAUCAGAAGAACCUGUGGAACACGAGGGUCCAUUCCGACAGAUCCCCUUCUGUUCCUACCGUGGCCACACCGCCGAUGUUCUCGACCUGUCCUGGUCUAAGAACUAUUUCAUCCUGUCUUCCUCCAUGGACAAGACGGUGCGCCUGUGGCACAUCUCCAGGAGGGAGUGCCUCUGCUGCUUCCAGCACAUCGACUUUGUCACAGCCAUAGCUUUCCACCCACGGGAUGACCGAUAUUUCCUGAGCGGGUCUUUGGAUGGGAAGUUACGUCUGUGGAACAUUCCAGACAAGAAGGUGGCCCUGUGGAACGAGCUAGACGGUGACAUCAAGCUCAUCACUGCGGCAAACUUCUGCGAAAACGGCAGAUUCGCCGUGGUGGGGACGUAUGAUGGGCGCUGUAUAUUCUUUGACACUGAGCAUCUGAAGUACUUUACCCAGAUCCAUGUACGCUCCACAAGGGGAAAGAAUUCCAAGGGCAGAAAGAUCACUGGUAUUGAACAGCUACCAGGGGAACAUAAGAUUUUGGUGACCUCCAAUGACUCCAGGGUCCGGCUGUAUGACUUGCGAGACUUGUCUCUGUCCUGCAAGUACAAGGGUGGAACCAACACCAGCAGUCAGAUCAAGGCUAGUUUGAGUCACAAUGGGAAGUUCAUUGUGUGUGGAUCAGAAGACCACUACAUCUACAUCUGGAAAACCUACUACGACUACAGCAAGUUCACAUCCGUCAGGAGGGACAGGAACGACUUCUGGGAGGCAUUCAGGG